Molecule: messenger RNA, 1305 nt
Organism: Leucoraja erinaceus (little skate)
Lineage: Eukaryota; Metazoa; Chordata; Chondrichthyes; Rajiformes; Rajidae
Product: toll-like receptor 7
Biological process (GO): canonical NF-kappaB signal transduction; toll-like receptor signaling pathway; defense response to virus
Cellular component (GO): plasma membrane
Molecular function (GO): protein binding; pattern recognition receptor activity
Source: RefSeq, a predicted model, not a curated record
AUGAAGCUGAAGGGGAAGAAACUCGCGUUCAUGCCACACGACGUGUUUGACCACCUGCCCCCGCUACUCAAGGAACUUGUGCUGAGCGGUAACCAGCUGUGGAGUUUCAACUGGGGCAGGCUUUACCUGCUAGGCUGGUUGGAGCUGCUGGACUUCAGUAGCAACCUGUUUACCGCGGUGCCUCGCAUGCUGUCCAACUGCACCUAGACUCUGCGCUUCAACCUCACCCGCAACCAGAUCUCCAAGCCGACCAAGGACUUCCUGCGGGACGUGACCUCCUCCCUGCAGUACCUGGAUCUCAGCUACAACAACCUGAAGACCAUCCAGGCCUCCAGUUUCCAGGACAGUGCCAUCAAACACCUUCGGGAGCUGCGGCUAAAUGGCAACCACUUUCUCUGCACCUGCGAUGCCAGGUGGUUCAUGUGGUGGAUCAAUCAGACCACGGUCUACAUCCCUCGCCUGGUCACCGAUGUCACCUGCACCUCCCCCAAAGCCCACCGUGGCCACAGCAUCGUCAUGGUAGACCUGCACUCCUGCGAGUUGGGCUACCUGGGCAUUGGCCUCUACACUUUCUCCACCUUGACCACCUUCUUGCUCCUCUAUUUGAUACUUAAAACAGGCCUUCAUUCAAGGUGGUGCAGCUGCCUGACAGCGAAUGCAGCGUCGGCGACCCAGGUUCGAUCCCGACUACAGGUGCUGUCUAUACUGAGUUUGUAAGUUCUCCACGUGACCUGCGUGAGUUUUCUCUGAGAUCUCCCCCCACUCCAAAGACGUACAGAUUUGUAGGUUAAUUGGCUUGGUGAAUGUAAAAAUGUCCAUAGUGGGUGUAGGAAGGUGUUAGUGUGCAGGGAUCGCUGGUCGGCGCGGACCCGGUGGUCCGAAGGGCCUGUUUCCUCUCUGUAUCUCUAAACUAAACUAACAGGGGAGAACACUGGACGUACUUGGUCAGUUUAUUAUUUUACACUUAUAUACAUUACACAGAUCACUGAGUUUGAAAUAAAGCUGGCAAGCCGAGGUCAUGCAAGAAACGGAGGAAAACGGGAGACGAUUUUAUUCAGCAACUCCGUUCUGGCAGAACGUCUAUCCUGUGUUAAGAAACCUAACUUUCAGGGGAUUUAAAUCUUGAGUUCAACUUCUACCUGAAUUUAAUCGAUUUACAAAAGCUUUGAAGUUCUCCCUGCAGUCCGUUUCUUAAACAUCUUUACGUUUUGCGCUUUUUUUGACAGCCAAGUACUUUAAAUGCCAUUUAUUGCAUUGUAGCAAUGAUAGGCAACGAUUUGAUAAAAGCGAUUAAUUACAUGACAG